UCUGACAGUCCAGCUUACUGAGUAACUGACCUGCUGGACUCCAUGACAACGUACACAACCUACACGAACACCACAGCAGUGGAGUUAUUUCCAUUAGCAUACUGUCAGUUUAACACAGGACAUUACAUAAUUCAAGAAAAUGCCUCCAGAAGGGAAAUCUGACAUGGAGCGGAUUGGCAUCUUUAAAGAGAUGGGAUACAUCUCAAUAGGGGACAAAUACACACCUUUUAUAUACCGCCCAUUUAAUGACGCCGCAUACAAGAACAAACAGAUACUGCCAGGAGGAGCUAAAUCAAAGAGCGCGCUCCCGGCGGGAUACUUCGACGCGCAGUUUAAGAGGAUCUUUGAGAGAGAGGCGCUCACAGACCCUGUCAAAAUAGAAAGACAGUACAGGAUACAACAGAGCAAAAAGAACAUAGGCAAAGCCUUUCUUCCCAGUAACGGAGAGAAAAAAACAUGUGGAGUGGGCAGCUAUUAUGGGACAUUUGGAGGCCCCAUUCAAGCAAUGAGUGCCCUACAGAAUCCAAGGAAACUAAACAAAUCACCUGGAAAAAACUUCUACACCAAUCCACCCAAGAAGGGAAGUGGUUACGGCUUCCCUGACGUCACCCUCUCGAAGAUGGUGUCCCAUUCCUCAGACCCCUAUGACAUAGCCAAGGAAAUGCUAAAGCGUGAGAUCAUGGCACACAAAUCCAUGCUAAAAGGGGGAGCGUUUCGUUUGAACCUUCAUCCAGCUGAAUGCUUUGACAGCAAUCCUUACAAAUUUGACAAACCUCUACCACCUCCAAAGAAGACAGAGAAGAAGAAGCCCAUUACGGUGCCCUUCAAACCAAGUUCGCCCAGUAAAAAGACUGGAGGUAUGAAAGCAGGAACGUUUCAGUCCUACCCUACCUUCUCUGCAGAACCCUAUGGUACCAAAAAGACCAAAUCAGCAAUGAAGAAUAAGGAAGUACAAAUAUUUCAUCCCUCCCCUGGCCCAAAGAGCACACCUGUCAAGAGCAUCAUCAGCCUCAAUGUCACUAAAGCUGUGAACUCCACAAACUACAACCAAAUCCCCUCUGUGAUGGCAUAUUAAGAAUGUGUGAUGUCUUCAGGUGAUUUAAUGAAUGUCCUAUAUUGGUCUUUAGAUUAAAAAGCUACAACUUUGAAUUGUAUUUACAUCAUUCUCUUAACUGAUAAAGAUAAACUCAAAAGACCUCAUGUUUUGCUCAAGUUAACUAAAAGAGCUU
Molecule: messenger RNA, 1229 nt
Organism: Carassius carassius (crucian carp)
Lineage: Eukaryota; Metazoa; Chordata; Actinopteri; Cypriniformes; Cyprinidae
Gene: cfap96
Product: cilia and flagella associated protein 96
Exons: 8
Coding region: 140-1075 (311 amino acids)
Cellular component (GO): centrosome
Source: RefSeq, a predicted model, not a curated record